UUUGUGCUCCGUAUUGGCUCCGUAGAUUGGCAACAAUCAAAAAAUGGGGAAAAGAAUCAGCUGUUCAAAAGUUCCUAAAUAUUUACUAAUUUUGAAGCGUCUCCGUCUCAUCGCUGGAAAUUUUGUUGUAGAUUUGCUGGAAUUUCAUAAAUCUUGCAGAUUCAAGAUAGCCAUGGAUCCAACUCAAACGAAGAAUAUUUUUCUCUUCAUCCCUAAUUUGAUCGGUUAUUCUAGAAUAAUUCUAGCACUGAUUUCGUUCUACUUCAUGCCCCAUAACCAUGUUGUCGCUUGCUUUUGCUAUGUGUUUAGCGCUUUAUUGGAUGCAUUUGAUGGUCACGCAGCGAGAAUUUUCAACCAAAGUACGAGAUUUGGUGGUAUGUUGGACCAAUUGACGGAUCGUUGUGGAACAACUGGAUUGCUCGUUACGUUAUGCGUAUUUUAUCCGAAAUAUAUGUUUUUCUUCCAGCUGAGUAUUGCUAUUGAUAUAGCUUGUCACUGGAUAUUCCUUCAUACAUCCGUACUUCAAGGAAGAAGUAGUCAUAAAUUUAUUGAUCUUUCUUCUAAUCCCAUUAUGCAGAUUUAUUACUCAAACAAAAUGGUUUUGUUUUCAAUGUGUUGCGGCAACGAAGCAUUCUACGCUUCACUUUACCUUUUACAUUUCACUUCAGGCCCUCUAAUUGGAGGUAUUGGAUUAUUCAAGCUUGCGGCGUGGUUAUCUGCUCCUGUUGCCCUCGUGAAAACUAUUCUGUCGCUUGUUCAUGGAUAUGUAGCUUGCCAAAAUCUUGCCAUUAUUGAUACCAAAGAAAGGGAACAGUUGAUGAAAAAAGAAGGUUAAUAUAUUGAAAAUCAAAUUUUUCCUUCCACUAUUUGUAUUUCAGUUUAGAUUUAUACGACAUAGGUACAUGAAGGAGUAUCUAUUUAAGUUGCAUUUUUCUGCAUCACAUUUGAUUUCUCUUGAAGAUUUCAGCAUUCCUCUAAGUGAAUUUAAUUACUCGUAUUUUCAGUUCAUAAAUAAUGACAUUCUUGAAUCACUCAUUUCUAGUCAUCAAUGAUUUUUGAAACAAGUGAAUUGAGAAUUUUAGAUUUACUACAUUCCAAUUUACGGUUAGGGAUUUAGUUUUUUUUUCAUCUAAUAGAGAUGAGAAAAUGCAUUAUUUUUUUAGUCCAGCACUAUGUUUCAGUCAUCUGAAAUUAGGUUAUUUAUCAACUUAGACAGUGCUCGGACAACAAUAAAUUUUUGGAAUAUGAUCUGCGAAUAUGAAUGUUACCCUCACAUUUCCAAUGUGUUAAUAUUAUUGUUAUAAUAUUGGUUGUUUUCAUUUUGACGUAAGAUAAUUGUAUUAAUUUCAAGUCUAGUCAUAUUUUAUAAGCAUACAUAGUAUUGAAGUUAAGAUAUCAAAUUUUCCUUUAUAAUUCCUACUCUUUAUGAAACACUAAUAAAAAAAUAAUUUCAAA
Planococcus citri (citrus mealybug) is the source of this 1455-nucleotide messenger RNA. It is a transcript of the gene Pis, whose product is annotated as phosphatidylinositol synthase. Gene Ontology annotation, molecular function: CDP-diacylglycerol-inositol 3-phosphatidyltransferase activity. The transcript is spliced from 6 exons. Lineage: Eukaryota; Metazoa; Arthropoda; Insecta; Hemiptera; Pseudococcidae. The record is from RefSeq and is a predicted model, not a curated record. Gene Ontology annotation, biological process: phosphatidylinositol biosynthetic process. The coding region runs from base 44 to 835 and encodes 263 amino acids. Gene Ontology annotation, cellular component: membrane; Golgi apparatus.